This is a messenger RNA of Cercospora beticola, 918 nucleotides long. RefSeq names its product TauD/TfdA dioxygenase family protein. NCBI's taxonomy places the organism in Eukaryota, Fungi, Ascomycota, Dothideomycetes, Mycosphaerellales, Mycosphaerellaceae. Gene Ontology annotation, cellular component: cytoplasm. The record is from RefSeq and is a predicted model, not a curated record. Gene Ontology annotation, molecular function: 2-oxoglutarate-dependent dioxygenase activity.
AUGCUGAAAGCACUGAACAGGACGUAUGCUAAGCCAGUAUGGCGCAGUGCUGUACGACGAGGCUUCGCUACAUCAGCCAUCAAAGCAGCAAAUGCUGGAAUCCAAGUCGAACGCAUGGCGGGUGGCUGUGGCGCAGAGAUCGCCAACAUUGAUGUGAGGCAAUUGGAUACGACUACAGCAAAGGACGUCCGGCAAGCUCUUCUCGACAAUUGUGUCAUCUUCUUCCGGAAUCAAGAUCUGCAGCCAGCCGAGUUUGUCAAGUUCACGUCGUUCUUUGGCCAGCCUGUCGAGUAUCCAUUCGUUAAAGGUAUCGAUGGCUUCCCGGAAGUGAUUGAAGUACUCAAGAAGGAAACAGAAACUGGUGCAAACUUCGGAGGUGUUUGGCAUAGUGAUACGACGUAUCUCUCUGAGCCUCCCAUGGGAUCUGUAUUGCUAGCUAAAGAGAUUCCAGCUGUGGGUGGCGAUACCUUGUGGGCGAAUCAAUAUCUUGCAUACGAGUCUUUGAGCGAUGGACUCAAGAAAACUUUGGACCCGCUCAAGUGCGUACAGAGCUCGGCAAAGGCUGACGCGAGUAAGACGAGAGAAGACCGGAUCAAGGACAGUGGGAGAGGCAGUGAGCAUAUGGAGCAGUUUCACCCUGCUGUACGAACACACCCAGAAACCGGAAAGAAAGCACUGUUUCUGAACAUCGCGCAUACUACCAGGUUCGAUGGCUGGACCGAAGAGGAGAGCCGCCCGCUGUUGCAAUACUUGCACAAGCAUCAGGUGAAGCCAGAAUUUACUUGCAGGUUGAGGUGGGAAGCUGGCACGAUCGCAUUCUGGGACAAUCGCUGCACACAACACUAUCCGCUUAAUGACUAUCAUGGAUAUCGCCGAAGAAUGCAUCGAAUAACACUUGCUGGUGACAAACCUGUCUAG